Drosophila suzukii is the source of this 1678-nucleotide messenger RNA. Its product is annotated as organic cation transporter protein. NCBI's taxonomy places the organism in Eukaryota, Metazoa, Arthropoda, Insecta, Diptera, Drosophilidae. Gene Ontology annotation, cellular component: membrane. Gene Ontology annotation, biological process: transmembrane transport. The record is from RefSeq and is a predicted model, not a curated record. Gene Ontology annotation, molecular function: transmembrane transporter activity.
UAUACCACCUGCUCCACCUCUUCUCUGGCAUCAGUCGCUGGUUUGCGAUCAGAGCGGGCUCUUGUGGCGAAAUGGAUCUGCAGCGAGUCCUCGAGAAGUGCGGGAACUUUGGUCCCUACCAGAUCUUGUUGCUGGGGCUCUAUGGGUACACAAAUAUAGUGUCCUCACUCCACUACUUUUCGCAGACGCUGAUUAGUUUCACGCCUUCGCACAGUUGCUCUCCACCAAAAGAUUACAUUCCGGGAAAUAAAACUUCCUUACUGGCCUGCAGUAUUAUUCAAUACGAUGAAGAUUUAUCCUCUUUUCGGGACUCCAAGUGCUCCUCGUGGGACUUCGAAAGGGAAAGCAACUACGAGAGCGUUACCACAGAGCUCGAAUGGGUCUGCCACGACGCCUACAAACUAGCAGUGGGUCAAUCCUUCUUCUUCAUUGGAUCCGCCCUGGGCAGUAUAUUCUUCGGAUACUUGGCUGAUCGCAUAGGACGACUACCUGCCUGCGUUUUGUCCACUUUGACAGGAGCCGCUGGUGAUUUCUUCACCUCCUUUGUAGGAAGUCUUCCUUGGUUCUCCUUCACCCGCUUCAUUUCCGGUCUCUCUAUGGACACUCAGUAUGUCCUGAUGUACAUUUUGGUUUUCGAGUACUUGAGCCCACAGCACCGCACCUUCGGUCUUAAUAUCAUUUUGGGUGUUUUCUACUCCUUUGGCCUGAUGAUCUCGCCCUGGAUGGCCAUUUGGUUGGGCAACUGGCGAAGUUACCUAUGGGCAGCCUCUCUUCCUGCCCUCGGAAUGCUGCUCUUCCCUGUAUUCCUCCAUGAAAGUGUGGAGUGGCUGUUGACCAAGGGAAAGUUCGACAAGGCUGUUAAUAACCUAAAAAGCGUCGCCAAGUUCAACGGACGCCAAGUGGAUGACUCUGUUUUCGAUGAGUUCAUAAAACACUAUCGCGAGAAGUUGAACAGUGCGACAAAGAAAUCCUCAGACACCUUUAUGGGCAUGCUAAGGACUCCAAGACUGAGGAAGUUCACCAUUAUUCUAUUAAUCAAAUCGAUGAUCAUCACAAUUGCUUUCGAUAUCCUGAGUCGAAAUGUAGAGGGCGUGGGCAUAUCACCCUUCCACCUCUUCUCCUACUCAGGAUUUGUCGUCCUGCCUGGUGGACUCACCAUUAUCCUGUUCCAGAACAAAAUAGGUCGCAAGGGCAUGGCCUGCGCCUCCCUGUUUGUAGGUGCCAUUAUCACAGCUGCCACUGGUUACCUAGUGGGCACUCUGGACCCAGCUAACUACUCCGUUCUCCUGGGAGUCAUGGUGUGCUUGGCAAGAUUUGGAGCGGUGGUGGCCUAUGAUGCGGAGGCCCAGUACGCGGCGGAGAUUAUUCCGACCAGUGUGCGAGGUCGAGGGGUGGCCAACAUCCAUGUGGUGGGCAACGCCUUCGCCUUCUUCAGCUCCUAUAUCAUCUACUUGGGAACCUUCUACAAGCCACUGCCCUCACUUUUGAUUAGCUUCCUGCUCAUUAUUGGCGGUUGUUUGUGUCUGGCUCUACCGGAGACAUUGCACAAACAACUUCCACAGACUCUAGAAGAGGGCGAGAUGUUUGCCAAGGGCGAGAGAUGGUAUUUCUUUCCCUGCUUUUCACGGAAACUGCAGUUUAAAAAGUCUGAAGCUCAGUUGGAGGCAGCCAGCUAAAU